Messenger RNA from Molossus molossus (Pallas's mastiff bat), 1332 nucleotides. RefSeq names its product S-phase kinase associated protein 1 (gene SKP1). The record is from RefSeq and is a predicted model, not a curated record. Gene Ontology annotation, biological process: SCF-dependent proteasomal ubiquitin-dependent protein catabolic process. The coding region runs from base 122 to 568 and encodes 148 amino acids. Lineage: Eukaryota; Metazoa; Chordata; Mammalia; Chiroptera; Molossidae. Gene Ontology annotation, molecular function: cullin family protein binding. Gene Ontology annotation, cellular component: nucleus; cytoplasm. The transcript is spliced from 6 exons.
UAAGUUGCAGAGUUCUGAUGGAGAGAUAUUUGAAGUUGAUGUUGAAAUUGCCAAACAAUCUGUAACUAUCAAGACCAUGUUAGAAGUCACUGUUCAUCAAGUAUCUGUUGAAUGAAGAACUAUGUUAUGGUUACUAAAAGAGUGUGAAAGCAGUCCAAGUGUCCCAAAGGCAGAUUUGGGAAUGGACGAUGAAGGCGAUGAUGACCCAGUUCCUCUACCAAAUGUUAAUGCAGCAAUAUUAAAAAAGGUCAUUCAGUGGUGCACCCACCACAAGGAUGACCCUCCUCCUCCUGAGGAUGAUGAGAACAAAGAAAAGCGAACAGAUGAUAUCCCUGUAUGGGACCAAGAAUUCCUCAAAGUUGACCAAGGAACACUUUUUGAACUUAUUCUGGCUGCAAACUAUUUAGACAUCAAAGGUUUGCUUGAUGUUACAUGCAAGACUGUUGCCAAUAUGAUCAAGGGGAAAACUCCUGAAGAGAUUCGCAAGACAUUCAAUAUCAAAAACGACUUUACUGAAGAAGAGGAAGCCCAGGUUCGCAAAGAGAACCAGUGGUGUGAAGAGAAGUGAAAAGUUGUGCCUGACACUGUAACACUGUAAGGAUUGUUCCAAAUACUAGUUGCACUGCUCUGUUUAUAAUUGUUAAUAUUAGACAAACAGUAGACAAAUGCAGCAGCAAAUCAAUUGUAUUAGCAGAAUAUUGUCCUCAUUGCAUGUGUAGUUUGGGUACAGGUUCCAAACCUAUGGCUGAGUUUCUUCCAAUAUGAUCAAAAGUUUCUUUUUUUCUUUGCUCUGAAUAAAACUGAAUUGUGGGUUCUCUAUAGAAAGUGGCAUUUUGGGCUUUCCCUCUUUUUGUAAAGCGAUUUCUUCCUAGUUUAUUGUUCAUUUAACUUUAGUGACCUUUUAAAAGUUGGCAUUGUAAAUAAAACAACCUGAAAAAGUUUUCUGAAAUAGAAUUAACAGCAUAUUAUCUUUAUUCAUGAGUUGAAAGCUGGGAAAAAGCUACUUGAGGUAAAUGUUUUGAGUGCAGGGUUAUUAGGAUGUCUUUCAGCUUCCUGGAGUCAAGGAGUACCACUGGUAUUGAUUAGCCCAUAUGUAGCAUGGCUUUCUUAAUUGGAUCUGAGGACUUGUUUUUGCAUUUUUAAUCUUUUCUAUAUUGGGUAAGAGACUCAGUUACUACUCAGUUUGUGGUUUUGGGGGAAAUAUAACUAGACAGUUAGCUUUUCAGUGAAAAAAUAACAGCCCUUGUGGUAUGUCAUCCUUUUAAAAUCAGUGAUCCCAUAUGAGGAAGACUAUUUACACUACUUGCAUGUAAAACAGUUUUAACCUUUACC